AAGUAUUAAUUAACCAUUACCAAAACUUAACGGCUUUGGAAAUUGAAUACGAACCAUCCGAAAAAGAUAACAAUUUGCACCUUAACCAGUUAAUAAUUGAACUCAACCGCUUAAUUAAGAAGACUAGCGAGGAAUACGAAGUGCAAAAAAAAAGACUUAAUUUUUUGUUUAAACAAUUAGAAAAAGUUAAGAGUUUGCAAACUUACCAGACCAAUCCCCAAUUGUUAAACGCCUUUUUAACUAUUAUGGGUUUCUACUACCAAACCGACUUCAACCUGGAAAAAAUGACAACGAGAAUGACCGAGGAAUUAGAGCAAAUAAGAAAAAAAAUUGAACCCGAAGACAAGACCUUAACCAGUUAUAAUUUUGAGGAAUUAGAGCAAGAAUUAGAAAGACGAAAAAAAUUAAGUGAGGAAGCCCGAGAAAAAAUAUUAAAAGAUUGA
Racocetra fulgida is the source of this 443-nucleotide messenger RNA. NCBI's taxonomy places the organism in Eukaryota, Fungi, Glomeromycota, Glomeromycetes, Diversisporales, Gigasporaceae. The record is from the annotation of a GenBank genome assembly.